AUGUAUCUGCAGUUUGAGGUGGCGCGCAGUCCACGAUUAAGUAGUCUCAUCUGUCACUACGACUACCAAAUAUGCUUUGCCAUUUACGGUCCGCCAUCUGACGAUGCCGAAGAGUUGGAGACUGCUUACAACAGUGACCAGCGUGCUUUUGCCACAAAAAUCUACGACAAAAUACGGGAAACAUAUUUAAAGGCGCCUGAGAGACGCUUCCAACUAGGGUUCAUAUUCAUUUUCUGCAAGGAGGGAGAUAAGGAAUACCAGGUGCCUCUCUUUCGACUUCUCUGGCAAAAGAACGAUUACCGUGACGAUGUUCGAUAUAUCGACACAGCAUGCCGUGUGUACGAAAACGCACAGGAUUGGAAGGACAACAACUGCCUACCGAUGAUGAAAUACUGUUUUCCGGAACGGCUUUACUACACCUGCAACACUGGUGGAGCCUACGAAUUUGACCCGGAAAGACAAACUGACGUAGGAUUCGGCACUUCCCCGGCAUGUGAUCUUUUAGCCCGAAUUGGAAGGAUAGCUGAUGUGACGAUUAGUGUAGUCGCUGCGACGGUAGGAGUGGUGACAAUCUUUACCCCGGUUGGAUUCGUUUCUGCGCCAAUUUUGUUGGGUGUCGCAGGAACAAGUACCGGCUACGGGGUUGGUCGUGCGGCACAGCGACUUAUCGAUAAGGUGAAUCAUGGAGAGAGCAUCACCGACCUUGAAGGCGCUGUGCUUAUCCUUUCGAUUGUUGCUGCACCUCUACAUAUGCUCACUGGGUUUGUGUCAGCCCGACUUGCCGCUGGGGCUGCUUCUGGGCGAAUCUUCUCCCAGAGCCAGCGAAUUCUUGCAACAAUUCUCAUGUUCACGGCAGUCGGCGUCGACAGCUUCUCGUUUAUACUUAACAUAUCGAACCUCGUUGAUAAGCUACGCAAUGAUAGCUUAACAUUUGGGGAUGUGCUGCAAUUUUCCGUUAGCACUCUCUUCUUUACCAACACUCUAAUUCAGCCAAAAACCGCAUGGGGAGUUAUUGAACGAGCUCAGCAGCAAAGAAUCACCGCAAUUGCCAAUAAUAUGACGGACGAACAAGCAAAGAAGGCAUUCCAAUCAUAUCUGGAGCAGAAUAAGGGAGAUGGUUCAAUCAAGGACACAUCGAAAAUUGUGAGGAAUCUGAAUCAUAUGGAGGAUCCGAGCUACUUCUUCAAGUCUGUGAACGAUAUGGAGUCCAUCAAGAUAGCAGGAAGAAAGGGUCGGACAUUACAUUUGACUGAUAAAAGUGGAAGAACCCUCCAAGCAAAUCCGAACAAUCGCAUCGCAUAUUCCACGCAGCAACAGUGGGGUCUGGCCAAAAUACACAAGCAGGGGAAAUUGCGAGCAUGUCUCAAUGGCGACUAUGAGACACACAAAUAUCUCCGAAAUUCGACGGAGCGACAGAUUGGCCGCAUAAACAAGAUUAAAAUGCGAGCAAACGACCAGGUGUUUGGUGGUGCUGCUGGGUACAGCAGAGAUAUUGUCGAAUAUGCAGAACGACUAGCCCAUAGAAUUGGAGUGAAGGAUCCUGAUAGAUUUAUGUCUCUUGUGGAAGUGGUCGCUGCCGAAGUCAAAGGCAAUCAAAAAUUCAACUUCAACGAUAAUGCGACAUUCAAUGAAUUCCAAGGGCGCAUUGAGAUGGAGCUUCCUAUCAUCAAAAAGCUAGCGGCUUCAAGGAAUCUCAAAUUCGCAGAUGAAUACAAAGCACUCUAUCACUAUCGAAAGCACGGCGCAGAAUUUAUGGAAUUGUGCUCUCCACAGUUCUAUCUGGGCGAUUUACCACAAGAUAUCCUGAAGAAUGCAAAACUGACUGAUGUGUGCAACGUGACAUCUGUUGCUCAGGAUGGCUCCAAGGAGAUCUUCACCAGAAAGACCUACUACACUUCUGAUGACAGAUUGAUUGUUCUUCUUGAGAAAGACGGUCUCACCACCAUCAGUACAAUGUUCAGGAAACAAGGAGGAUGGCAGGAAUUUAUGGAUCGAUUUCGAUACACUAAUACACCGUCAGUGGAAAUUGCCAUGCAGAAUUAUGUACGCUCACUUGGUCUCAAUGCCAUUGGAGCACGGCUUCAAACAGAUAAUAUUGCUUGGAAUAAUGAGAAGUGUCGAAGAAUGAUGGCCAUGCUUCUCACUUAUCAUUCCGAUUAUAUGGAGUUUGAUCAGGAUGACUAA
Ostertagia ostertagi is the source of this 2184-nucleotide messenger RNA. NCBI's taxonomy places the organism in Eukaryota, Metazoa, Nematoda, Chromadorea, Rhabditida, Trichostrongylidae. The record is from the annotation of a GenBank genome assembly.